This is a messenger RNA of Micropterus salmoides (largemouth bass), 2537 nucleotides long. RefSeq names its product muscle segment homeobox 3 (gene msx3). Gene Ontology annotation, molecular function: RNA polymerase II transcription regulatory region sequence-specific DNA binding; DNA-binding transcription factor activity, RNA polymerase II-specific. Gene Ontology annotation, cellular component: nucleus. Lineage: Eukaryota; Metazoa; Chordata; Actinopteri; Centrarchiformes; Centrarchidae. Gene Ontology annotation, biological process: embryonic morphogenesis; regulation of transcription by RNA polymerase II. The record is from RefSeq and is a predicted model, not a curated record. The transcript is spliced from 2 exons. The coding region runs from base 155 to 922 and encodes 255 amino acids.
GCACUUUACUAAAAGAGAGGAAAGUCCGUGCGUAAAAACAGAAGUUUACCACUUCGCUGCACAUCUGAGGAACCUGACCAAGAACAUAGAUUCCGUCGACUGAAAACACGGAAACAAAAACAGCAACGGAGAAAGCGGCAGGACAACUGGUUGUAUGGCACCUCAGUCGUGCGUAAUGAAUCCUGCGCAGGGAUCACCACUCUCGGCUGCUCCGGGGGAGACCUCACCAGAGGACCGAGCCGCUGGUGGCAUGGGAACUGACGAGCUGGACCUGUCAUCUGUCAGAAGAUGUAAAACCAAAAGUUUAGAUCUGCCUUUCAGUGUGGAAUCUCUCAUAUCAGGCAGGACACCGGACAGAAGCCUCCACUCCCCCGGUCCUGGUUCAGGCUGCAUCCGGUCAGAGGAGACAGAGUGUGCGUCACCGAGGAGACUCUAUGGGUCCAAGCAAGAGGUGGUGGACCUCAGCGACAAGGAAACGAGCCCGUGGUGUCAGGCUUCUAACGCAUCCCCUCCAAGACUCCCCAGCCCGACCGGGUGCAAUCUACGGAAACACAAGAACAACAGGAAACCCAGAACACCCUUUACAACUUCUCAGCUGCUUUCUCUGGAGAGAAAGUUCCGUCAGAAACAGUACCUCUCCAUCGCGGAGAGAGCGGAGUUCUCCAACUCCCUCAGCCUCACAGAGACACAGGUCAAGAUCUGGUUUCAAAACCGCAGGGCCAAGGCCAAGAGACUGCAGGAGGCCGAGCUGGAGAAGUUCAAGCUGGCAGCGAAGCCGCUGUUGCCGGCUUUCGCCUUUCCCUUCCCACUGAGCGCACCCAUGGGCGCACCGUCCCUCUACGGGGCCCUGAACGGACCGCGGCCUGCCUUACCUGUCCCAGGACUAUUCAGUGGACCAUAUGGGAUGUACUACUUGUCCUAACCCUUACUAACUUUGAACUGCACCGAUGGGAUGGCUGCCUUUAUAAAAAUGCCUUCAUAACGAAAAGAACCAACUCUGUCAGUCUGAAAUCUUUUAUUACAUCAAAUGUAAAAUCUUUCCUGUUAGGCCUAUUGUAAAUAUAUAUAUAUAUAUAUAUAUAUAUAUAUAUAUAUAUAUAUAUAGGAAUAAUGGUGUAAGAAGAAUUAUCUUUUUUUUUACAUAGUCAGUUCGUUCAAGAAACUCAUGGAACAGAAACAAGAGAAAUAUUUUCACUGGCUUCUCCUUUUUCAUGAUUUUUCAUUCGUUUUCUAUAAAUAAUAAUAAUUUAAGAUUUAGUCUGCUUUACGGGAAAUUAUUUGUUAACAUUGUCAUUUUUGCAGUGUAUUCAUUAAAAUACUUUAUUUUUAAAUGACGGACUCUCACAGAGCUAAUAUUUCGCAUUAAAUGUUUUAAAAUGUCACAUGGAAUUACUAGCUACUUUCUAUGCCAGCAUUCCGAAAUACUUUAGUCAACGUAAUUUUAAUUUCCCAAGAGACAUGGUUUUUAAAGGCCUAUAACUGUGGGUUUAAAGCAAUAACUCAUGAUGAGUCACAAAGUGUCCACAUGCAUCUUUUAUUUCUGCUUCAGAGGCUUUUGAAAAUGUCUUAGCCUGGCUAAGACAUUUUCAAAAGGACACCAUUUCCAAUUUCGGAGGAGUAAAAAACAUCAACAUUUAAUCAAAUAAACCCUACUUUUAAUAGGCUAUUGGAGGAAAUAAAAUGUCUAAUCAUAGACUCAGACUUUAUAGUAACACAGUCUGCCCAUGUCUUUUUAUAAGCUGAAGGUAGAAGGAAAGUCUGAUAUUAGACCUAAAAUUUUGAUCAGGAGAGGCAAGAUCAAGCUUCAAUGUCACUCAACAACAACAACAACAAACACACUUCAAUUAGUGCAAAAGUUUGUCCAUAUUUACAAUCAUAAUAAGUGGGUCAUCUUUAAUAGUUCAUAAUCAAUAACAAGAGCCAUGUGGAAGAGAUUAUGAAGUGCUUCUAGGUGCCUUUCAGAUACUGUUGGAGUGAAAUCAAGUGUGCCUAAAACUUGUUUUAGAAGUUUCAUUUUCAAACUUUUUUCUUACUUUUGCCAUUUAAAAUAAAUUCUGCUCAGAGACUUUUCUCAUGGUUAACUAUUAACCAUGAGAUCUUCUCAAGGUGAAUUUACUAUUACUAAUAAUUAAUAAUAUCUUAUCCACACAACUUUUUGUUUCUAACUUCUUAAUUGUCUUUUUCAAAAAUACAAAUGGAUUUAAAAUCUGCUUUCCUAUUGUAAUUUAAAAUGUCAUUUUUCUUUUUAGAUUACCUCAAAACCUUUCUACAUUUCUUUUGCACAGACGUUCAAAGAGCUCUUAAAAGACCAGUCAGUUUCAUUCCUAAAUGUAAAUAAAAGUCAACUAUUUUUUUGAAAACACUCAAAAGGCUAAACAUGACUGAUGACAUCAGUCAAUAAUGUACAGUGUAUUUUAUAUCUGAUGGGUGAAAGGGUGUUUUGUACAAAUAUUAAAAUCUAUUAUGGAAAUUCUGACAGUCCUCUCGUUUUUCUCUUCACAAAAAUCUACCAGUGGACUCCAAAAACAUCCCCAUCC